AUGGGAAACCUAACCCCGCCAGAGGGGAGCCCUAAGAGCACAGCGACAAUCGCUUCCUACGUGGAAGCACACUCAAACAAUAGUCCCGAGACUAUGGCGACAGCUAUCUCCCCCAUGGAGAGUUCCGCAGGUAGCUACCGCAAUGCUCCAGUGACGACCGCUGUUCAGAUGGAAGAUCCGAGCCUUCAGCCACGCGAGGCUGCUGAAUGGGCCAACAUACUUCGCUCUCAGUUAUCGAUCGUUGCCUCCUCCCACAAAUCCGAGACUGAUGUCCGGUCUUCAUCUCCACUAGUUAAUGAGAUUGUCAUGCAGGCACCGCGUCGUCGAGCCGCCAACCCAGCAGUUGCUGCGAUGGCAAACAAAAUCGCGCAGCUGCUUUAUCCGCAUCACAGUAAUCAGGUCGGAGCGAUCAUACAGUACGAGAAAGACCUGGUCACUUUGCGAAACCUUGUCGUGGACCAGCGGAAACGCGUAAUCAGCGAGAACACCAAGCGGAACGAGCUCUUUGACUGGUCGAAACGGAUUCUGAAGCAGGGUGCUUGGGAUCCCGCCACCGAUCUAUGGUCACUCGACGGUGCCCCAGCCCUUCCGAUGCCUGUGCGAGUUGCAGAGGCAGAAAGCCUAGAGCCUUUCUUCGAGCAUCUCGCUCUUGACGGCACCGAGGCCAAGUCCUCGACAGCUCGCGCCGCGGCAGAUGCGACUGAGAUCGAGGAGCCAUACUAUGAUGUAAAAUCUCUAGAGUUCGAGCGGGGUGUACUCUACUCCGACCGUCGUUUGGACCUUUGCAAAAUGGUCCUUGGUCCAACACACAUCGAGAGUCUGAUGGAGAGCUUGAAGACGAACAGGUUCGUCGCGCAUUUCCUGCUUGGCAAUAACAUUAUCGGUCCGCAUGGUGCUCGGUGCAUUGCAGAUUUUGUCAAAGAGUUCCCGAACCGAAUGGACACCUGGUACCUUGCGGGUAACUGCAUCGACACAAUCAGCUGCGCCCUGCUCGUCGAUGAAUGGGUCAAGUCGUCGGUCGUUACUAAUAUUUGGCUCAAACGCAAUCCUCUGAUGCCAGAAUCUGCCGACGAUAUCUUCCGGUUAAUAACAGAGACGGCGAAUUUGCGCACUCUGGAUCUUGACCAGACUAAGUUGGGUGACGUUGGUGUCACCAAGCUGUUCAAUAAGCUUGCCAACUAUACACCGGUGGAUCCCCUGUCGCUUCGGCAUAUCUAUCUGAAUGCCGUUGGUAUCGGUGCAAAGGGAGCGGCAGCGAUUGCAGAAUAUCUAGCACUGCCCGACUGCGAGCUCGAUGCGAUUUACGCCGCCAACAACCCACUAGGCAACGAUGGUGUCAUUGCUCUAGCCAAAGGUCUGAAGAAAAAUCAGUCACUGACACGACUGACACUCAACUCUGUUGUCCUAUCAUGGGUACACGGUGCUCGUGGAAAGUCUCGGUACACUGUUGUACCCUGGGACGAGCGAAGCAAGAUCCAACCUUUCCCUAGUACUGUACCCAUGACGAUAUUGCACGUGCUGAUUUUGAAAAGAUACAAUUUCAUUACCGACCAGUCGGCGAACGCUAUCCACAGCCUAAUCAAGUUGUCACCGAACCUUACCUAUCUUAACCUCUCGCGUUGCGCCCUCACCCACGCCGGCCUCAACAGGAUCCUCGCUGUAGUCAAAGGCUCACUCACGCUCCAGUACUUCUUUGCUAUUACCACCCACCCACAGGAGAGGACUGCCACCGCUGUAGCCGCUGUUCAGGAGCACGCCAAGCUCUCGAAGCUCGUGCACGCUACGCUCGAGGCCAACGUCGAGCGGAUUUACGGCGUGAGCUAUCAGGAGUUCUUGGCUGACUACAAACGCUGGCUUGUUAACGACAAGUCUGACGUGCGGAAAAUCGACUCGGUGUAUCGGAACCGCGACGCCGGAAUGGCGCGUCGUGGAUUGAAGAAGUUGGACAAAUGGUGGGACGAGGGCGACGAGACUUUGGAUAUCGUCUCGAAGGAUAUCAUUAAUCAUGCCUAA
Molecule: messenger RNA, 2013 nt
Organism: Didymosphaeria variabile
Lineage: Eukaryota; Fungi; Ascomycota; Dothideomycetes; Pleosporales; Didymosphaeriaceae
Exons: 2
Coding region: 1-2013 (670 amino acids)
Source: RefSeq, a predicted model, not a curated record